Molecule: messenger RNA, 2462 nt
Organism: Erpetoichthys calabaricus (reedfish)
Lineage: Eukaryota; Metazoa; Chordata; Cladistia; Polypteriformes; Polypteridae
Product: interleukin-5 receptor subunit alpha-like
Exons: 10
Coding region: 752-1684 (310 amino acids)
Biological process (GO): cytokine-mediated signaling pathway
Cellular component (GO): external side of plasma membrane
Molecular function (GO): protein binding; cytokine receptor activity
Source: RefSeq, a predicted model, not a curated record
GAGGGCCUCUUCAUGCCGACAUAACGCGAAGUGCACACCGAGCGCCGCCGCCGCCGCCGCCGCGCUAAGUGACAACACGGCCGUCUAAUGGGCCGACAAAUGCGGUGUGGCACAUUCAGCCAAUCAUCGGCCACCGCCUGGCACCUGCGACUUUGACCAGCCGUUUGCGUAGGCAAAUCAGGUGUCGCGCCGGCAGGUAAACGAGGCCAAAGGUCAAAGACGAGUGAACGGCGGCGUCUCCGUGCGGGAAACGAGCCACACCUGGGGGUCCAACGCCAACUCAUCCAAGGGAAUUAGAGAGAGAGAGAGAGACCCCCCCCAACCGUCUUUGGGGUCUGUAAAAGUGAAACGAUCGGCGCUGCUCGGAAGGCGACAGAAAAGAAGAAAAAGAAAUAAACAUAAAAAAGGUGUCUGCCAGGGCGGGCGGAGCCGAAGAGAUCCGCCUGGUGAAUCAGCCGAGCAGCGAGCUGUCCUGACACACGAAAAACGAGAAGAAGAAGAAGAAAAAGGAAAUCCGAGCGCAGAGGUCCACCCCCCAACCGGGCCUCUCUGCCCCAUAAACAAUCGCGCAGACGCCACCGGGCGCAGUCCUGCUGCUCCUCCCCGCACCUCCGAACGAAGACAACGAAAGUGCCUUAAGACCACCUCGAGGGACUUGCCAGUCUACGGGUCAAUUGUUUCCAUAUUUCUACAAAGAGGAGCCUGGCAGCUGAAGUGACUCACCCGUGCCAGCCAGCUUGAGUUUCUUCUGAUGCCAACCGUUAAAGGGACCCCCAUGAUGGCCAGGAUUGUUCUCCUUGUGGCGGUUUUGUGGCUGUCUUCCCUCCGGGCUUGCAGUGCCCACCAAGGACAUGGCCAGAUUGCAAUCCGGAACCUCGGAUGCCUCGUUUACGCUCUGACGUCUUUGAACUGCUCCUGGUCGACGGACAGAAACGUAUCUGGAGACACCAACUUCACGGUGUGGUUAAGGACCCCCAGCUCCCAUUUUUGCUCCCUCCAAGUCAAGAGAGCUGAAGAUUCGUUUUUCUGCCACUUUCCUCGGUUGACAUUUGAGAGCCGCGACCUAAAAGUGAACGUCAUCGGCUCGAGUGACACGUUCACCGUUAAAGAAGAGGGAGCCGUUUAUCAGCUGCUGAAUAUCCUGAAGCCAAGUCCUCCAUGCCACGUUCAAGCAGUGAGAGACGGGAAGAACAUCGAGAUAACGUGGCAGGAACCCCUGGCUGAAUACGGCAACCUGCAGCAGUGCAUGGACUACGAAAUCUGGAGCUCGUACGGCUACUUGAUGAAAGUUUCUUCCCCCAAAAAUUUGAGUGUCGUCAUUCCAGUGGAGGACCUCAGCCUGCCAGUGGCAUUUCGGCUGCUCACUCGAGGACAUGAGGAGUGCCCAUCCAGCGGGCACCCCAGUGAGUGGAGCCAAUGGACUGCGACGAUUUACUCGGAGGCGGACGAUUCAGAGCGCUGGAAGCUGUGGGGUCUCGGCGUGGGCCUGGCGCUGUCCCUGGUGGUCUGCCUGAUUGUCAUCGUGUUGUGCGUCAGAUUUGCAGUGAUGGACAAAAUCUUUCCACCCAUCCCUGACCCCAAAGACAAGCUGAAGGUGUUCCUGGAGACCCCCGAUGACCCGUCCAGUGCUUGGCUCAUGAGCAUCGCCAAUGAAGCGGAGGCCAAAGUCCUGGUGGUCCAGUGAGUGUGCAAAGCGUCGACCAGGGGGUCCACAGAAAGGCAGCGCAGGACUGAGCCCCCCUGUUUGGGCAGCUAUGUGCUCGGCUUGGCUGGAUUUGCACCGCAGGUUCAUCAGCGCCCCCCGUGGACGGUGUACUUAGUGCCUUUGCAAAAGCCCCCCUCCCCCCCCGUGUCACUGGCUAAUGGAUGGAGUGACCACCGUGAAGAACGGACAGGAAUGGCGCUGCGCCACGUCAAAGGACAGAGCGCCCGGUGAGGCUGCACAUCCCCAUCCUGGCAGGGUGGUCCCACACCUGGCUAUCCGAGGGGCCAUCGUCUUCAAGUCCGACUGAUUGUGGGCACUGGGACCACUUUAGGUGGCACGCCGGUGACAUUCUCAAAGCAGCCCUUUGUGAACACCCUGAAGUGCAGCAGCUGAGAGGCCCAACGUGCCCAUGGCUUUCACAUUCAGGGGGUCUUGCCAGUGUCUCGGUGGGCCUUUGACCCUCUGCUGUGGCGCCUUUCCCAUCGUCUUAUAGCUUGUGUGCUGCACUUGGCUGCUCUCCUGACUUUGUUAGCCCGAUGCUGGCGGGUGGCAUUUGAGCCUGCUGAGUGCCCAGACUGCCACUGACUUGGCCCUUCAUUGUGUUUGUGUGUUCACUGGGGUGCCCUCUGGUGGCCAUGGCAUGGCACUGUAGCACCUGGCAUGGCCUUUCUGCGACUUUUCUUUUUUUUGUAUAAAUUUGAAUGCUGCAGCUGAAUAAAUGGAUGGCACGGCCUGAAAUGCUGUCAUCCGCAGUUAU